ACGACAGACAAUUUAUAAUUGUGUGCCUUUGCCCAGAACUCAAGAGCCCACCUCCGUCCUCCCAGAACCUGUCUACUUAUAAGAGCGAGGCACUAUCGACACUCGACGGAACGGAUACAUACAUUUCGUACCUAACCACAGCCGCUUGCCCCCCAGAGCAGCGGAUUAACGAGGUAGAAAAAGCCCGGCAUCAUACACAGACAGGAAAGCCGAUCUCCCCAUCCGAAAUCAUGUCGCAAAACCAAGACGGUCCCACGUUGCUACGACCGAUUCCCCGUCGCCCCUUUAAGCUCAACUUCACGGGCCCGACGCCUCCGGAAGAGCAAGACGAUCCUCAACCGCAGGUAGCGGCCCAUAGCCCAGAUCAGAGCUCAAGCGCGAGCUGGAGUGAAUCGUUGAACCUCGAUACCCUCAACCGGCGUCUUCUCGAUCCAAGGCUGCACACGCCGAGAAACCACGACAGACUUUCGGAUUCGGGAGAAAUUAGCCGCGCGCAAUCAUACUUGAAUCUCACGAGCUCGGCGCUCUACGGCAUCUACUCACCCACGACAUAUGGAAAGGAUAGAUUCGAGCAGGAUGAGCCAGACACACCCUGGGGCACAGGAGCCGAGACGCCGGCCAAGAAGCUGAGCACCGACGAGCCAUACUACAAGAUCCAAAAAGAAAGGGGCAGGCCGAUGCGGCGCCGUUCUUCUCUGCAUCAACCAGUUCGGCCGCCGCCACUAUCAAGGACGGCCACAGUCCUCUACAUGGGCCUUAGAGCUCUGCUACUGUUUGGUCUGGGUCUUUUGUACGGCGUUGUGGUAGCGAGCUUCCAGGACAGACACAACCUGACCAGGCUGCAGAUCGAGGAUGUCAGGCAAUCAAGCAAGUACGACAUCUCAUUUAUGGCAUUUUGGGGGGUCUCCGGGGUGGUCCUUGGUGCGUUGCUCCCGUGGUUUGACGGGGUAUGGGAAGGCGUAUUUGGCCACGAGGAAGAGGAGGAGUCCGCAUCGGACCAUGCCAUCGGCUCGGAAGAAGAGCCAAGUCAAGCCACCGACUGGGGAUUGGCUUUCAGGGGCAUUGGCGCCUUUGUCGGCAUUGUCUUUGCCAUCCGCAAGACUCCUUGGGCAUCGACACUUCAGGUCUCCUUAGCACUUGCUCUUGUAAACCCAUUUCUAUGGUAUCUAAUUGACCGAUCAAAACCGGGGUUUCUUCUAUCCUCGACUAUCAGCGUCGUGGGCUCGGCCAUAGUGAUGAGCCUCAGACCCGACAUGGUCCCUACGCCAGCGUGCCAUCCGGCUGCCGGAGUUUUCGGCUCAAACUCCUCUGCAAGCACGGCAGAUCCUGUCUUGAUGCUUGGCGGACUGGCCAGUCAACAAACUGUUGAAAAGAGCAUUUGGAUGUUGAGUAUUCUGUUCUGUUGCUGUGUAUGUUUUGGAAAUAUUGGCCGAAGGCUGGCAUUCAACCAGUCCGGGAGCAACAAGGGUCGAUGGGCGCAACAGAAGACUGGCUAAUGAAAAAGAGAGGAUACCCAGUGUGUUUUAUUGAGCUGUUUAGCAGUGCCACGCCAAUUGUGGUAUAAAAAGGUUUAUGGUACAAUAGGAUUUCGGAUAGAAUCAAAAGGAAAGCAAAAGCCUUCGGCUUCUUGGACAUGGAAGGACGGGUGGCCAUUAACUAGGCAUAAGGGAAGGGUCUUCUGUAUGAUAUCCCCUGUAAUGGUCCUGGUUCAGAGCAUAUAUUGGUAUUAUUUUGGGGCCACGAUACCCAAGUAUGUGGCUACCUUGUCAAGUGCGUGAUGUUGGCGACUUCUAAUAAAAUGUCAUCUCAGCUAUG
This is a messenger RNA of Truncatella angustata, 1815 nucleotides long. RefSeq names its product insulin-induced protein-domain-containing protein. The coding region runs from base 231 to 1496 and encodes 421 amino acids. Gene Ontology annotation, biological process: sterol biosynthetic process. The transcript has 2 exons. Lineage: Eukaryota; Fungi; Ascomycota; Sordariomycetes; Amphisphaeriales; Sporocadaceae. Gene Ontology annotation, cellular component: endoplasmic reticulum. The record is from RefSeq and is a predicted model, not a curated record.